CGAUUUUGCUCCUCCGUCGCCGACGUCCUUUGUUUCGACCCACCUCCAAUCCCCUCAAGGCCGACUUUUCGCUUUGCCAAUUGCCUCCGGUCGGAGGUCUUGAUGAAUCUGGUUCGAUAGGUCCCUCCCCGCUCGUCCAGACGCCACUUUUGCCCAACCUCAGCCUCCUAUCAUCGGUGUCACCACCACCACCCACCACCAUCAAUAUGUCCCGAUCCGCCGCCGAUGCGACGAGGUUUACGGCCACCGGGCCCUAUGCCAGCUCCAAACCUGGGAAUGCCCCCUAUAAACUGCCCAGUCAUAUGUCGAACUCGGCGUCGAACUCCCAGUCGCAGGGGCCGGGGGGCAACCCGGAGACUCCGAAAGAAAAGGUCGAGCGGUUGCGAGCACAGGCCCGGGCGGCUCGAAUGGCCCAGUCGACAUCUCGUGUAGAUCAGGUGGUGGAUGUGGGACGGCGGUUCGCGAAUAAAGCGCACAAGGUGAUGGUUUACUCUCUGAUUACCGCGUCCGGUGUCUGCGGAGCUCUUACGGUCUACUCUCUGGUCUCCUUAACGUUAUACAACCGCCGGCAGCGGGCUCUGUGGGUUGAGAAAGAGCUGCAAAAGCUGCAGGACGCGAAGACAGCACAUGCCAACGGAUCGGCAACGUCGGAGCAAUUGGAACUAUUGAAGAACGAACAAAUCGGCGAAAUCUUCAAGCAGAAGAAGGAAGAGCAGAAGGCCGAACGCCCAUGGGAUAAGGUGAAGCAGUACCUUUUAGGUGGACUGAAGCCGGAGGAUUCCCCGUCCGGACACCCGCAGUCUGGGAGCGUGCCCGACAACAAGCCCGGGGUUUUGGAGGCACUCAACGCAAAGGCCUUGGAAGACGCCCAGUCGAAAGAACCCUCGGCAUCGGGCCAACUGGAUGCGAUGGCGGAAAAUGCGGAAAAUGCUGCGAAGCAGUCAGCACGAGGCUGGAAGAGUUGGUUCACGGGGCGGUAAGGACGAAGCGAGGUUGAAAAGAACAAAAGAACUCACGAAGGAAAACAAAACAAUCCGCAUGAUGCGGGGGUGAUUCUUUCCAUGGUGUGUGCAUGAGCAUAUUUGGUCUGCCUUUUCUUACUGUUAUAUUGUUAUCAUUAUUACUCCCCCUCCGAUCCCUCCUCCCCUGUACUCCACCGAUCUGGAGGUUACGGCGUCUAUUCGGGUGUCUCGCGUCUUGGAACCGAUGUAAUACUGGGUCACUGCCAUCAUGUGUACAUAUACUUCCCGAACCCUUGGUUACAGCUUUCCAUCCAGGAAUUGAAUAUUAGAGCAGCAUACGGCAUGGGCAUGGGCCUUCGCGACUCAACGCGUCCGAAAUAAAUUGAGAACCAAGAG
This is a messenger RNA of Aspergillus steynii IBT 23096, 1358 nucleotides long. Its product is annotated as cytochrome c oxidase assembly protein COX14. The transcript is spliced from 2 exons. Lineage: Eukaryota; Fungi; Ascomycota; Eurotiomycetes; Eurotiales; Aspergillaceae. The record is from RefSeq and is a predicted model, not a curated record. Bases 207 to 980 code for a protein of 257 amino acids.